AUGAAGAACGAGUGUCAUGAGAUCAGUUUGGUCCUCUACUGCAUGAAGAUGACAGAUCAUCGAUUCACAAAUGAUGACAAAGUUGCUAUGCAAAAGCUCCAUCAAGCAUUUGGUCAAAAUUUCUGGGAGAGGGUGGUGUUUGUUCUAACCUUUGCAAAUACAGAAACGCUGAAGAAAUGGGACAGAAGAGAUAAAGAUGACAGAAAGCAGAGUCAAGAUACAGCCCAGAAUGCAAGGUUUGAAGUUCUUCCAGCUGGAUAUUAUGACCCAGAAUAUGAUGAUAUUCCUCGUGACAUCAACUGGCAGCGUGACCUUAUUGCUUUUUGUUGCAAUACAAUAAAGCACAAGCACAGAUUGUCAAAACUAAAACUAAAUAAAAAGAUUGCUUUAGCUGUUAUCAUUGAUAAUCGUGGAGAGGUUAAGGUGGAGAAUGAAGAAAAAAUAUUAAAUGAUGAAGCAGCAGCUCUCAAAAAAGCUUUUGAAAAUCUUGAUUUUGCUGUUCUUUACUUCAACAGCCUCUCCUCAGAAUCAAUAGCUACCUUGCUUGAAGCAAUAAGUAAAGUAGAUCAUUCCCAAUUAUCGAUGAUAGCUCUAGUAUUUCUCAGUAAAGGGAAGACUGCUGAGCUUUAUGAUGCUAAUGACUUGGUUGUGCCUUAUUCAGCUUUGUUUUCCCAUUUUGAAAGAUCCCCCAUACCAGCUAUAUUCUUUUUUGAUUCAUUACAUGAUGAUAAAAACAAAAAGGACGACUCCAAAAUUGAUGAUACCAUGGCAGAGAAUAAAAAUGGUUUUCAUUUGCCUCUACAUGUUUGCCCCCAAAGUUCUCUAGUUCUUGCUGCUACACACAAUUCAGCAUCAUCUCCUGUAGUGAAAGAGUUUACAGAAAAGCUGAGCCACACCAGUGUCCAAGAAUGCUUUGAAACAAUAUGUGCUAAUAAUAAUAGCACUACUGUGAAAAGCAUAUGGCAUGACACUGUUAGGAAUUACUUAUUUAUUAUCAAAUCAAUUUAUGACAAGGUUGAAACUCUUGAGCAGAAACUGGAAAUAUACCAUUCAAUAUGGUACCCGAUCCGUUGCAAGACAAUAGAUAAUUUUAAAGAAAGCAAAGAAGAAAUCUUGGCAAUGAUCAAUAAAGCAAGGACAAUUCAAAAAGUAGGUCUUUCAGGCACAGCAGUAUCUAAUGCCCUAGUUAUAACAGGAGCAGUUCUAGCUCCUGUUACUUUUGGUGGGUCUCUUGCAUUAACUGCAAUAGGAAGUGUUGUAGGGUUAGCUGCUGCUAGUGGGGGUUUUGCUGCAGUUGCUUUAGCAGUUUGCAGUAUGAAAAAGUUAAAAAAAAGCACAAGCAGUUAUUGAACUAGAUCAGCAGAUUAGUUUGAUAAUUAAUGAAGAUGCCCAUAAAUAUUAUCAAAUGAUGACGCAACUUACAUCUCAUUCAGCUGAGGCAGGGAAUACGGAAAAAACAGCUGCAGCUGCUGUACAUCCUACUGAUCAUGUUGCUGAAACGACUGGAGCCUCGUCAAAUUCAGCUGUAACAGAUAGUUUGAUUACAUAUCAUAGCUAUCACAUACACAAA
Molecule: messenger RNA, 1570 nt
Organism: Amphimedon queenslandica
Lineage: Eukaryota; Metazoa; Porifera; Demospongiae; Haplosclerida; Niphatidae
Exons: 4
Coding region: 1-1350 (449 amino acids)
Biological process (GO): lipid transport; lipoprotein metabolic process; proteolysis
Cellular component (GO): extracellular region
Molecular function (GO): cysteine-type endopeptidase activity; lipid binding
Source: RefSeq, a predicted model, not a curated record